Messenger RNA from Malurus melanocephalus (red-backed fairy wren), 5991 nucleotides. RefSeq names its product solute carrier family 5 member 1 (gene SLC5A1). Gene Ontology annotation, biological process: sodium ion transport; transmembrane transport. Gene Ontology annotation, cellular component: plasma membrane. The transcript is spliced from 15 exons. The record is from RefSeq and is a predicted model, not a curated record. Gene Ontology annotation, molecular function: D-glucose:sodium symporter activity. Bases 279 to 2222 code for a protein of 647 amino acids. NCBI's taxonomy places the organism in Eukaryota, Metazoa, Chordata, Aves, Passeriformes, Maluridae.
UCUCAGACAUCUGCUCGUGGAUGUUAAAACCCCGAGCACCUUUGGCAGGGACACUGAACUCUGAAACCUGCAGCACCUUGAAARGAGGAGCACUAUUUGGGAAGGAGUUUUUGUCCCAGGAAAAGCAGCAACUUCAACCCGUGUCCCAUGGGAGACAAGUGAAUCUGAAGUUAUAUAUUAUAUAAGAAGUAGGGGAUGACAGCAGUUUAUCAUUAACCUGAACUCUGCAAGAAGCACAUAAGGAGAGAAAGAAGAAGAAAGCCAGAGAAGCAGCCAGGAUGGAAACCAUCAUAAGGAUCAACAAUCCUGCGGAUAUCUCUGUUAUUGUCAUCUAUUUUUUGGUAGUUCUGGCAGUGGGACUAUGGGCUAUGUACUCAACCAACCGAGGCACAGUGGGAGGGUUUUUCCUGGCUGGACGCAGCAUGGUUUGGUGGCCGAUUGGUGCUUCUCUGUUUGCCAGCAACAUUGGCAGUGGGCACUUUGUUGGAAUAGCAGGAACAGCAGCAGCUGGAGGAAUUGCCAUUGGAGGAUAUGAAUGGAAUGCUCUGAUAUUUGUGGUGAUUCUAGGAUGGCUCUUUGUACCCAUCUACGUCAAAGCUGGGGUGGUGACAAUGCCAGAAUAUCUGAGGAAACGUUUUGGUGGGAAACGGAUCCAGGUCUACCUGUCAGUCCUUUCCCURAUCCUGUAUAUUUUCACAAAGAUCUCAGCUGACAUAUUCUCUGGAGCUGUAUUUAUACAGCUGGCCAUAGGGCUGAAUCUUUAUGUGGCCAUCAUUAUCCUGCUUUCUAUUACUGCUCUUUACACCAUCACAGGUGGUCUUGCAGCUGUGAUUUACACAGACACYUUACAAACAUUCAUCAUGGUAGUGGGAUCCUUUAUUCUCAUGGGAUUUGCAUUUGCUGAAGUGGGAGGUUAUGAGGCUUUCAUGCAGAAGUACAUGGAAGCAAUUCCAUCCAACAUCUCCUAUGGAAACACYGUGGUUGAUCCGCAGUGCUACACUCCCCGCAGGGAUUCCUUUCACAUCUUCAGAGAUGCUGUCACGGGAGAUCUGCCAUGGCCAGGGCUYGUCUUUGGCCUCAGCAUCAUUGCCAUGUGGUACUGGUGCACGGAUCAGGUUAUUGUUCAAAGAUGUCUCUCUGGCAAGAACAUGUCCCACGUGAARGCUGGCUGUAUCAUGUGUGGCUACCUCAAACUCUUGCCCAUGUUCAUCAUAGUGAUGCCUGGAAUGAUCAGCCGGAUUUUGUACACAGAUGUGGUGGCUUGUGUUGUGCCUGAAGUCUGUAAGCGCUACUGUGGCACCGCAGUGGGCUGUACAAAUAUUGCUUAUCCAAAAAUGGUAGUGGAGCUUAUGCCAAAUGGUCUGMGAGGUCUGAUGCUGUCAGUCAUGUUGGCCUCCCUUAUGAGCUCCUUGACUUCCAUUUUUAACAGUGCCAGUACUUUGUUCACCAUGGAUAUUUACACCAAAAUUCGGAAGCGGCCAUCUGAGAAGGAGCUGAUGCUGGCUGGCAGGGCAUUUAUGUUACUUUUAAUUGGCAUCAGCAUUGCCUGGGUUCCYGUGGUGCAGUCAGCUCAGAGUGGGCAGCUCUUUGAUUAUAUUCAGUCAGUAACCAGCUACCUGGGACCUCCCAUUGCUGCUGUUUUCCUGCUUGGUGUCUUCUGCAAGCGUGUCAAUGAGCAGGGUGCCUUCUGGGGCCUGAUUGUUGGGCUGCUGGCUGGACUGGGCAGGAUGAUUGCAGAGUUUGCCUACGGGACUGGCAGCUGUGUGGCCCCUUCCAACUGCCCCUUCAUCAUCUGUGGCAUYCACUACCUUUACUUUGCCAUGAUCCUCUUUGGGGUUUCUGCCAUUGUCAUCCUGGCAGUCUCCUUCAUGACCAARCCCAUUCCUGAUGUACAUCUUCAYCGCUUGUGCUGGUCCUUGCGGAACAGCAAAGAAGAACGGAUUGAUCUCGAUGCAGAUGAGGAGCAGGACAAAGCUGAUGAAAAAGAUGAUGAAUCAGUGAACGAAGCAAAUGAGGAGGACCCAGGAUGCUGCAGGAAAGCCUACAACUGGUUCUGUGGCUUGGAUCAACAGAAAGGCCCCAAACUGAGCAAGGAGGAAGAGGAGGCACUGAAAAAGAAACUGACGGACACGAGUGAAGUACCCCUGUGGAGAAACGUUGUGAAUAUCAAUGGCAUCAUCCUCUUGACUGUGGCUGUGUUUUGCCAUGCCUACUUUGCAUAACCCCUUGAUCACAGUCCUGAAAUGUACUGCAUUGCCAAGCAGAAACCAUGGCUUGUAGAUUUACAGAAUUAGAUACACACUGUAUUUUCAUCAUCGACAUUUGUAAAACAUCAGGGUGAUUUACUCACUGAUUUUGUGAUCAUAAUUUCAACAAACUAAAGAUGAAGGACACUGGGAUUUCAAGAGAGAGAAUUUCUUUUUAGACUUUGAACCAAUCCAGAGCUAGCUGAGGUUCAGAAUUUCCAUCCAAUAUUCUCUCUACUCGUGAUACAUUUCAUAUUUUAGUUUCAGAACAAGGCUGUGUGAGCCAUAUUUUAAAUCAGAUUUUGUGAACUGUCUUCUAGGGUUGAUGAUAUUAUUUUGAUUUUCAGCCCUUUUUCUGAUCACUSAAUUUUUCUUUUCCUUUGGCAAUGAUAAUUGCAAAAAAGCCACAACCACCAAGGGACUGUAUUACAAACUCAAAUUAAAACAUCACUUAUCCCAAACAUGGGAUAUCAUAAGUAAAGGAUUUAUGUAUCUACCAAUGUUCUUGACACUAAAUAUAACUUUCCAUUCUCACUUCCCCCCCCUUGUGUUUCUCAGUUGCCAGUGGAACACUAACCUCUGAACUGAUCACAUUUUGAAAUUGGGGAACACCCGUUUUGAUGAUCCUCAAAAGAAUUUUACUUACAGUAGAUUCUGUUAAAGGUUAACUUCCAAAAGUCCUCCUUUCUUGAUAUUUUAAUAAGUACCUAUACUUGAAUGUGAAGCUUUUUAUACGAAAUACAUAUAUUAUAUAUACACAGCCAAUACAUUAUAUAUAUGCACUAUAUAUAUAUUAUAUAUUUAAAAUAUAUAUUUAUGUGUGUGUGUGUAUAUAUAUUUAUUUCUUACUGAUCAGUUCUCACCCUGGUGUGUCAAGGACCUCUUUGCUGUGGGGUUGGAGUCCAUGUACUGCCUCUCUCUAGGGAACUGUGCUGUAACCAGCCCAUGCCAUGGUGAAACAUCCACAGCACUGCAAUGCUGGGCUGCAUUUUGCAAAUACAUUGGAGGGCUCUGUGCUGCUUUUCUGCAAAGCUGUACAUCUUUCCUCUGAAGAUUUCAUUGAGAAAUAGGAUUCCUGCUGCAUGGCAGCAUGAGUUAGCAGUUCAGGAAGGAGAAUAGUCACAGCUGUGGGAUAUCAGCUAAACCAGGCUGAUUGUCUCCACUUGAYAAGUUUGGUACCAGCUGGGGACACAGGAAAAGACAGAUUGAACACUUCAAAGCAAACAGCAAUAGAUCUUCUUUUCAUCUCAUUCAGCCUCCUGGGGAAUCAAGUAUAGAAAGAAGAGGCUGGUUGCUUAGACAAGCAGCAGCACAAUUCCCUGUUCCCAGUUGCACACGUUUGUGGGUGCUGUGCUGACCCAAAGCAUUCCUGAUGGUUCUGCCGUGGGAUGCUCCAGACUGACAACAAGUGCAGCUGAAGGGAGAGCAGUGCAACCCCUGCAUGUGCCACACCACCCUGCUCUGGCUCCUGGGCUUUAUCCACCUGCUCUGUUCCUGGGCUUUACCCACCCUGCUCUGUUCCUGGGCUUUACCCACCCUGCUCUGUUCCUGGGCUUUAUCCACUCUGCUCUGGCUCCUGGGCUUUACCCACCUGCUCUGCUCCUGGGCUUUACCCACCCUGCUCUGUUCCUGGGCUUUACCCACCUGCUCUGCUCCUGGGCUUUAUCCACUCUGCUCUGUUCCUGGGCUUUACCCACUCUGCUCUGUUCCUGGGCUUUACCCACUCUGCUCUGGCUCCUGGGUUUACCAACCCUUCUCUGUUCCUGGGCUUUACCCACUCUGCUCUGUUCCUGGGCUUUAUCCACUCUGCUCUGGCUCCUGGGCUUUACCCACCCUGCUCUGGCUCCUGGGCUUUACCCACUCUCCUUCAUAAUCUCCUGGCAGGGUCUUUGCUUCAUUUGGAUCUAUCCCCAAAUGCUCUGGAUUCCAGUAGAAUUGCUGCUCUUCAGUAUAAUCCCUGCAGGGUCUUUAGCAUAGGCCAGAUCAAAUCAAUAUUUCAGACAUACURGUGCAAACCUUUUUUCCCUUACACUUUAUGCAGUGAUAGAGUAUUUUAAAGACCAUGGAAUUAACUGUAUUUAAUGAAYUAUGAAGGCUUGUAUGUAUUAAAGUAUUUGUAUAUUUUGAAGUAUUUGAUGUCCAYAAAGUGAUGGGAUUUUUAUGUAAUAUGAUGGAAAACAGAGAAACUUCAUUUGGUGUCUAGGUUUUGGCUCUGGGUAAUAGCUAUGGAUGCAAAACAAACAAAGAAGAUGUCACUGAGGAUUGCCCAGAUCUCUUUUUGUCAUACUUUGCUACAAAAAUGUGGUGAAAUUAUAAAGGUAUUUGGACAAAGAAAACACAAGUGAUUUCCUGGCAGUCUGAGCAGCCUUUGGAUUACCUCCUGGUUAAUCAGUCAUCGUUGCUUGAUUUUGCUCCUCAGAACUACAGAUUUUUGAAAAUCUAACCCACAGUUUCCCAGGGAUAUUCACUGUUUGUCCUAAGCAACUUGACUUCCUUGUGGUCUGAAAGUGGACAUUGUGGAGGGAAAAGCUCAACUGUUUACAUAAAAUUUGACAGCUGCUGUUGACUCCUCUAAUUUUGUUGAAUUUCAAAGAAAAAAUGCCUGAUAUUGUGAACAGCUGAUAAAAUUGUACUGUUUAGCUAACAUUAAAUGCCAGCUCAGGUUGGUAGCUAUUGCAUUCAAGGACAGUUUCAUGAUUUUAAGGAAGAAAAUGAUUUUUCUUCAGUUCUCAGGGGAGCUGUGUCCAUAAGCUGUUAUUGGGGACAGUCAGAUAACAGCAGUGUCUUCCACUGUCCUGGGCAUUCUCAUGCUGUAGAGAUGGGAACUGUGAGCACAACUGUUCCUCAUCUUUGACUGUACAUUUGAAAUAUUCCUGCUUCGUGCUGAGACUCCAAAUAAAUCUCUGUCUCACAGCACAAAUCACCUGUGUGGCAUGUCCAGCAUAACACAGUUCUGUUUCAGGGGAUCUUGAGACAUCCCAGCUUAUCCUGCCAGGGUUAAAGCUUGUUUUAAUGGACUUUAGUUAGAUAUACAGAAUUAUUUCAAGCGAAUAAAAUAUGCACUUUGCAGCAUUGUCAGCCAAUUGUGGCAUUGUUCUGUGAAGAACACAYACUAAAAAUCUUCCAUUUAAGAAUUAUUACAUAGUUCUUAGGGAAAAAUCCUGAAAAAGGGUAAUCACCAUUCAUUUAUGUUUUAAUUUUGCUGUAUCACCCACAAAAGUGUAUUCAAGUAUCUCACAAAUGUUAAGCCUUAAUGAUGAUGAGAACACUCUGUUCUUAGARCUCAGAAUUUGGGUUUAUUCCUAUUUUAUUGAAAAAGCUCAUGUACUGRAAUGCCAGGGGAGGGAAGGUCUGUGGAAUAAAUCUGCAGUCACCAUGGUUUGGUUUUCCCCAGGCUGGCUGGGACAUGGCACAAGGCUGAGCUCCUCACUUGCAGCAGAUCAUGGCAAUUGGAGCCCCAGCAGAAGCUGGGAUUUAUGAGGAGCCUUCCUUACCUGGAAUAACUUCAAUAAMCAGUGCCUGAGGUUAUUGUCCUUAUCAUCAAUGAAACAGGGUACCUUUUUUUGUGCCUCCUGAAYAACAUUCCAUCUUAUCAUCUAUUGUGGGGAACUGUGAGAAAAAAUAAAUCCCCUUGAGCUCCUGAGCCCAACCUCUCCUCACCUGGCAGAGCUGAGGCCAGAGCAGCUCUGCCUGCCUGGAUCAGCACUCCCCCUACUUUUCUUAAGGUACCUGGAAGAGCUUCAAC